Messenger RNA from Lentinula edodes (shiitake mushroom), 4347 nucleotides. RefSeq names its product pleiotropic drug resistance ABC transporter. The record is from RefSeq and is a predicted model, not a curated record. The transcript is spliced from 15 exons. Gene Ontology annotation, cellular component: membrane. Bases 1 to 4347 code for a protein of 1448 amino acids. NCBI's taxonomy places the organism in Eukaryota, Fungi, Basidiomycota, Agaricomycetes, Agaricales, Omphalotaceae. Gene Ontology annotation, molecular function: ATP binding; ATP hydrolysis activity; ABC-type transporter activity. Gene Ontology annotation, biological process: transmembrane transport.
AUGGCUUCUGCACAUUUUUCAAGACCACGACGAGGCUCGUCGACAUCUCACGUUUCGGUAGAUCACUUUGACCCUCAAGGAGUCCGGGAGUUGCAGCGGACGUUGUCGAUGAUGUCUCAGCAGCAAGAAGGCAAACCACGAUCGAACGCAGAGUCUUCGUCUAGAGAUUCAAGCGCUACUCUUUCACCAGUUGAGGCUCCAUUUGACUUCGAGAAGGCACUCAAGGACAGCAUAAAGAGGAGAGAAGGAGCCAACAUUCCAUCACGGCAUUUAGGUGUUGUUUUUGAAGAUCUGACUGUCGUCGGUUUGGGUUCCGGAGCCUCGUAUCAGGAAACUCUCGGCUCCACGAUCAACCCGUUCAAUAUUCUCAAACAGAUCCAGAGUGCCAGACACCCGCCAACACGGAAAAUACUUUCUGGAUUUGAGGGUGUCGUCAAACCAGGAGAAAUGACCCUUGUUUUGGGUCGUCCUGGAUCCGGCUGCUCUACCCUUCUCAAAACUCUUGCCAACCAGACCCAGGAAUAUCAAUCUGUCCUUGGUUCUGUCCAUUAUGAUUCUCUUUCACCCAAAGAAAUCGAACAAGCUUUCCGUGGUGACGUCCAAUACUGUCCAGAGGACGAUGUGCAUUUUCCCUCGCUGACUGUCGAAGAUACAUUGAGGUUUGCUGCCAAAACACGGGCGCCACACGCCCGUACUGGCGAGACUCGCACAGAGUACGUGAACGCUAUUACCGAAAUGUUGAUGACAAUAUUUGGUCUCAAACAUGCACGUCGUACUCCCGUUGGAGAUGCCUCCAUCCGAGGCGUUUCCGGUGGUGAGAAGAAGCGAGUUUCUAUCGCUGAGGCUCUUGCUACUAGGAUGCGUCUGGGAUCAUGGGACAACUCUACUCGUGGUCUCGAUUCGUCCACUGCACUCGAAUUCGGCCGCGCUCUUCGUAUAGCUACCGACAUCGACCGUCUCACUACAAUUGUUUCUAUUUAUCAAGCCGGAGAAACAUUGUACAAUCUCUUCGACAAGGUCUGCAUCAUUUACGAAGGUCGUAUGGCGUACUUUGGUCCCGCCAAUCAAGCAAGACAGUAUUUUAUCGACCUUGGAUAUGAACCAGCCAAUAGACAAACCACCCCCGAUUUUCUUGUCGCUGUCACGGAUCCUCUUGGUCGAAUUCCAAGACAGGUCGUGGCGAACCGGCCGAGGACCGCAGAAGAAUUUGCUAUGAGGUUCAAGGAGAGUCAUUUAGGAAUUGCGAAUCGAAAGGAAAUUGCGUCUUACAAACAGUCUGCGGUUUUGGGACAUAAGUCAGAGAAAGCUGAUGCCUACAGGAGUAGUGCCGCAAUGGAGAAGGCUAAGCACACGAGGGCUCAGUCGCCAUAUCUCAUCUCUCUGCCAAUGCAGGCUCGUGCAGUCAUGCAGCGUCGUGUUCAAAUCCUCAUCGGCAGCUCUCUGGCCACGAUAUUCAACCUUAUGUCCUUCAUCAUCCAAGGUAUCAUCGUUGGAACCGUCUUCCUCAAAAUUCCCGACUCGACUUCGGCCUAUUUCUCUCGAGGAGGUGUUCUUUUCUUUGCCCUGCUUUUCUGCGCCCUAUCGUCAAUGGCUGAGAUUCCGUCAUUAUUCGCUCAACGUCCUAUUCUCCAUCGUCAAAAGCAGGCCGGCAUGUAUCACCCGUUCAUAGAAAGCGUUGCGCUCACUCUGGUCGACAUACCCAUCACGCUCGUUAAUACUAUCAUAUUCGGUGUUUUAAUCUAUUUCAUUGUGGGUCUGCAGCAAACCGCGGCGCAAUUUUUUAUAUUCUAUCUGUUCUUGUUCACCAUGACACUCACCAUGAAGGCUUGGUUUCGCGCAAUCGCUGCGAUAUUCAAGAGUGAAGCUACUGCUCAAGCAGUGGCCGGUCUCAUUCUACUGGCAUUAGUUAUCUACACCGGUUAUACGAUUCCCAAAUCUUCCAUGAUUGGAGCGUUAAGAUGGAUUUCGUACAUUAACCCACUUCGCUAUGGUUUUGAAAGCGUCUUAACCAACGAAUUCCAUACCCUCGAUGGCACAUGCGCCUCACUCGUUCCUCAGGGGCCUGGUUACGAAAACGUCAGUUUGACCAAUCAAGUGUGUACCGCAGUUGGAUCUGUACCUGGUCAGGAUACAGUCAACGGUAACACGUUUGUAAGCUUGUCCUAUUCGUACUCCUUUAGCCAUACUUGGAUGAAUUUCGGUAUCCUUAUCGCCUUCGGUGUCGCUUUCCUCUGUGCCCUAUUCAUCGCUUCCGAACUCAACACAACACUCUCCGAAGAUACAACCCGUACUCUCUUCCAACGUGGCUCCAAGCCCUCUGCCAUUGUCACUGAAUCCGGUUCAGACGAGGAGAAAGGUCCCUCUGAGCAUGUUACAGAAAAUGUUUCGCAAGAUGUGCAGGAAGCCUUGCACGAUGCACCUGCGAUGACCGAAAUCUUCUCGUGGCAAUCCGUCAACUAUACGGUUCCAGUCUCUGAUGGUCACAGAAAACUUUUGGAUGAUGUUUCUGGCUUUGUCGUUCCUGGAAAGCUGACUGCGCUCAUGGGAGAAUCAGGAGCAGGAAAGACCACAUUGCUGAACGUUCUCGCUCAACGGGUCAGCACUGGUGUUGUUACUGGAGAUAUGUUCGUCAGUGGACAGCCGCUUCCCCGGGAUUUCCAAGCGCAAACUGGUUACUGUCAACAAAUGGAUACUCAUGUUGGAACUGACACGGUUCGAGAAGCUCUUCUAUUUUCUGCCAAACUCCGUCAACCGGCUUCGGUCCCAUUAGCCGAGAAGGAGGCUUACGUUGAAACCUGCUUGAAAAUGUGCGGUCUUGAACACAUGGCUGAUGCUGUCGUUGGUACACUUGGAGUCGAGCAUCGCAAACGUACUACUAUUGCCGUAGAACUUGCUGCUAAACCGAAACUCUUGCUUUUCCUUGAUGAACCGACCUCAGGAUUAGACUCUCAGAGUGCUUGGGCUAUCAUGGACUUUUUGCGCUCGUUAGCCAAGAACGGACAAGCCAUUCUGUGCACAAUUCAUCAGCCUUCUGCCGAAUUGUUCCAAGUGUUUGACCGUCUGCUUUUGCUUCGCAAGGGAGGUCAAACAGUAUACUUCGGUGAUCUCGGUCAUAAUGCGACAACUCUCAUCCAAUAUUUUGAGAGGAAUGGCUCGCGUCAUUGUCACCCUGAGGAGAAUCCUGCUGAAUUCAUGCUCGAUGUGAUUGGUGCUGGUGCUACUGCCACUACCGACCGCGACUGGCACGAAAUAUGGCGGAAAACUCCUGAGGCCAAGGUCGUUCAGGACUCGAUUCAACAAAUAUACGAAGAUGGAAAGAAUAGACCUCCAGUUGCCGCCACCUAUCAUUCGGAAUUUGCAACGGGAUGGCUGAAUCAAUUUGGCCAGCUUGUUAAAAGAGAUAUGCUUUUCAGAUGGAGAGAUCCCACGUACCUUCUCGCGAAACUUGUUCUGAACAUCUUCGGUGGUCUUUUCAUCGGUUUCACUUUCUUCAAGGCGAAAGACUCUCAACAGGGUACUCAGAACAAGCUUUUCGCGAUUUACAUGGGGACUAUCAUCUCGGUUCCGGUUGCCAACCAGCUUCAAGUUCCUUUCAUAAAUAUGCGCAAGAUAUAUGAAAUCAGGGAACGACCCAGUCGAAUGUAUUCCUGGACUUCAUUGGUCACGGCACAGAUGGUUGCAGAAAUUCCUUGGAACAUGCUUGGAUCCUCGCUGUUCUUCUUUUGCUGGUAUUGGACCGUUGGAUUUCCCUCCGCCCGCGCUGGAUAUACAUACCUUCUUCUUGGUGUCAUCUUCCCCUUCUACUAUGUCUCUUUCGCCGAUGCUGUUGCGGCUAUGGCACCUAGCGCUGAGAUCGCCGCUUUGUUGUUCAGUUUGUUGUUCUCUUUCGUUUUGACCUUUAACGGUGUUUUGCAGCCUUUCAGUCAGCUCGGGUGGUGGCAGUGGAUGUAUCAUCUUUCGCCGUACACAUAUGUCAUCGAGGGUCUCCUUGGUCAAGCACUCGGACGACAAAGCAUCACUUGUUCAGACGUUGAACUCGUUACCCUAAAUCCUCCUUCUGGUCAGACUUGCUCACAAUACAUGUCGAAUUAUAUCAGCGCCGCUGGAGGAUAUCUUACCAAUGGCGAUGCCACUUCGGAUUGUAAAUUCUGCUCCACUGCGACGACUGAUCAAUUCCUCGGGGCUUCGUUCAAUAUCUCGUAUGCGCACCGUUGGAGAGAUAUUGGAUUCUUGUGUGCUUAUAUCUUGUUCAACAUUGCUUGUGUAUACGCAUUUACAUGGUUCUUCCGCAUUCGCACUGGGAGCCUUGCUGGAUCGCUGAAGAAACGAUUUGGCAAGAAGCAAUAG